Fonsecaea erecta is the source of this 2553-nucleotide messenger RNA. RefSeq lists its product as hypothetical. The coding region runs from base 1 to 2553 and encodes 850 amino acids. The transcript is spliced from 2 exons. The record is from RefSeq and is a predicted model, not a curated record. NCBI's taxonomy places the organism in Eukaryota, Fungi, Ascomycota, Eurotiomycetes, Chaetothyriales, Herpotrichiellaceae. Gene Ontology annotation, cellular component: cytoplasm.
AUGGAAGCCGACACCCUCCAAACCUUCGCUGCGGCGGUUCAACAACAAUUCCCUGCAUUCGGCGACGAUCACGACAGCGACUCGCAAGAUGCCGCCGCCGCAGCUGGUUAUGCCCCUGCGAAUUCCCUCGACGCGGACCCGAACCACCAAUCCUAUCCCAUACCCCUGCCAUCAGCGCCGAACGGCUCUCCGAGUGUCCAGACUCGACAACAAAGCAACAGUUUGAGGGAUACCGCCAGUCCUAGUGCGAAUGCCGCUAUGCGAAGUCCCCAGCAGACGCGCUCCGGCAUGUCGGCCCAGACUCGAGCUGCCCAGAACGCCGCUUCCACCACCCCUUCUCACAACGGUAGCAGUGCUGCGAAUCCGACUUCCCAGAUGCAAGCCUCACAGAUGAGCCAACAGUCGGAGGACCUGCAAGGGCAGUCGGAUCCCGCGCAGGACUCGAAGCCGAAUGGCUUCGUCUUCAGAAAUUCUACGUCUGCAUAUCCAAACGGCACUCCCACGCCUGCUCGAUCCUCGUCGAGACAGUCACAAGUCUACACUACACCACAUGGCGUAGUCCAGACUGAUCCAUGGGUGUCCCAUCACCAAACUACGCCGUCCACCAGUGAAGUCAAUGGUGCCUCCAAAGUUAACGGAAACAACGACAAGGAAGAAGCAGAUCCCUCUGCUGCGGCGAACCCGUUCAGCGACACCUUUCCCUUGGUGCUCCACCCGCCAAACCUGGAAGAGUGGCGUAACAAACUUUUCAACAUCACGGACACGCUGGUGUUGUCCGAGGAGGAGUUCCUCACCUACUUUCCCCAUGUUGACAACGUCUACUCCCAUCGCUCCACGCAGAAAUACAAACGCAAGGCCUUCGUUAGCCACUACUGGGACUGUCGACUGAAGGGUCGCCCCAGUGGUACCCCGAAGAGCGAUGAUCCCAACAAGAAAAAGCGCAAGCGUCAGGCCCGAGAGCGAGAUCUUUGCGAUGUCAAGAUCAAGAUCACAGAGUACUUCAGUGCUGAAGAGGCAAAGAAGUUGGGGUUGGUAGGUGGGAACGACAUGAACGGCGCCGACGCCGGUGCUAACGGCACGGUGGGAAGUGACAUGGGCACUCUUGGAGGCAUGGACAACUCCGAACUGACUAUCGUCCUCGAAGACGGUACUAACGGUGUCGGUGGUGCUGGUCAACUUGGUACCGGCACCAGCGUUUCUCAAAAUAAUACCAACCAUACUGAUCCAAAUUUUGGACUGCUUGAACUUCCGCGUCCUCUGCCCCAAGGACAUCCGGGCGCUGAUGGUAAACGAUGGUACACGAUUCAGCGUGUCCGAGGUAAUCCGGGCGGCGGAGCAGUCAAAGACUCUAGCAAGCGAGACGGCAAUGUGAACGGCGACGUCGAAGAUGAGAUCGAGUCAUCAUUGUUGGAUCCCAAUCUGAAUGCCGACCUGGACCACAAGCAUACACUUGACGAAAGCGAUCGGAUCAAGAAGAACAGCGUGCAAAGAUGGUUGUUGAAGGAGGAAAAGGAGAAGAAACGAUUGAGUAAACUCCCCUCUUCAGGUAUAUCCAAUCAAUCCACAGCCAACGAGUCAGUGUCUCCUUCCUUCCGAGCCUCAGGAAUGGCCUUCUUCACGGCCCGCUCCCAUGCCGCGCCUGCCCCAACAAAGAUGACUUUCUUCGCCAAUUCGUUCUGUCCCUUUGCCCAACGCAUCUGGAUCGCCCUGGAGAUCAAGGGUGUUCCAUACCAGAUGGUGGAAAUUAUGCCCACAGCUGUCGACACUUACAGGCCACCGGAGAUGUUGGAGGUAAACCCUGAAGGGAACAUUCCGUGUAUCAGGCACGGAAAUUGGGGCGUUUGGGAAAGUGGUGUUGUUCUGGAAUACCUGGAGGACCUGGCUAUGGGACAUUCCCUCCUGCCGCUAGGCAACCCACAACUGCGAGCACACUGUCGCCUGUGGACCGAUCAUAUUAACCGCAAGAUCCUUCCGAGCUUUUACAGCCUGCUCCUUACUCCGCCCCCUUCGCCCAGUGUCGGAGAAUUGAUGGGUUUAGAUGGAAUGGAGGUCGACGGAGUUGCACACGCACACGUCACUAAUGCCGCGUCAGCGGCACAACAUAGCAUGCUCAUCGCCACUUUACAGAAGAACAUCACGGCGUUGGUCAACGCCAGCCAUGCCACGGGGCCAUUCUUUCUGGGCAAUGAAAUUGGAUUUGUUGACGUGGUUUUUGCGCCCUGGAUCAUCCGGCUUUCCCGCGUCUUGAGCUAUUACCGCAACUUCCCCAGACCAGAAGUGGGCACGCGCUGGAGACAAUGGGUCGACGCUAUCGAAGCGGACGACCGGGUAAGGCGGACCGUGAGUGAUGAAAAUUCAUACCAUGGAGUGUACCGGGGCGUGGGCGAGGACGGAUGGUGCGCGAAGGAUGUGCAUAAGCCCAUUGUGGAGAUUCAGUAUGCGAGGAAAGUCGUUGCACAAGAAGGGUUUGGGCUCGGCGGAGAUGUCUGGGGGCGUCUGCCGGAAGAGGAGGUCGCCCACAAUGCCAAUAGUGUUGGGCAACCCCUGUCAUGA